Messenger RNA from Mesocestoides corti, 1113 nucleotides. The record is from the annotation of a GenBank genome assembly. NCBI's taxonomy places the organism in Eukaryota, Metazoa, Platyhelminthes, Cestoda, Cyclophyllidea, Mesocestoididae.
AUGCAGUUGGACCUAACGCGGAUGUCGCACUCGGAGCUGAAGGAUAGUGGGAACAAGUUUUUUGCUGCUUCUGAUAAUAAGAGGGCUAUUGAAUGUUACAGUCUCGCUAUCAAGAAGAAUGGUUCAAUCUCUACUUAUUAUUCGAAUCGUGCCCUCUGUUACUUGCAACUAAAAAUGUACGAUCUGGCGCUCGCCGAUUGCCGUCGAGCACUGGAACUCGACCCGAACAACCUGAAAGCCUUCUUUUUCGCGGGCCAAUGCCACAUGGCCCAGGAACAAUACGAUGAAGCCGUCGCAAAACUCACAAUCGCCCACUCCUUAGCUCUGGAGAACCACAAAAAUUUCGGCGACGACAUCGCCGCCUCCAUUCGACUGGCAAAACGAAAACGAGUUGAACAGCUUGACGAAAAACGCCGACAAGAGGAAAUAGAACUACAAACCUAUCUCAACAAACUGAUUGUUGAGGACGGAGAACGCAAACUCAAGGCCUUAUUCAACUCCAACCAGAGUCAACAAGAAGACAGCGGCAAGGCUGAGCGGGCAGAGGAGGACGAGCAGAAGCAGAGUGACUCCCAGCCGGCCUCUGGACGGACGUCACCAGAAUGCGACAAGGCUGCUGGCGGUGGUGGUGGUGGUGGUGGAGGUCUGCCUGCCGAUGUCUCCAUCCGACCGCCCCAAACUGCCAGCCAAAUCGAGGCAGAAACUGCCAGCAGACUACGCGAAUUGGAUGCGCUGUUUUCACAGGCAACGUUUAUUGAAAUGGAAAAUUGUGAUGAUCUGCCGGCUUUCGGUCUGGAUCACGUUGUCCAUUGGAUUAUGCCUGUGAUCCUUCCCCUUCCCCCCUUCCCCAAGGUUGACGAGAGACGCAUGAAGCGUGAGAUUCCCGAUUACCUCUGCGGUCAAAUCAGUUUCGAGUUGAUGCAGGACCCCGUCAUCACGCCCAGCGGCAUAACCUACGACCGACGGUCGAUACAGGCCCACCUGCGCCAGGUCGGUCACUUUGACCCCAUCACGCGGCAGCCCCUAACCUACGAUCAGCUCAUUCCCAAUCUAGCGAUGAAGGAGGUCGUUUCCAAGUUUUUGGAGGAGAAUCCUUGGGCUGACGGUUUCUGA